Molecule: messenger RNA, 511 nt
Organism: Phialemonium atrogriseum
Lineage: Eukaryota; Fungi; Ascomycota; Sordariomycetes; Cephalothecales; Cephalothecaceae
Exons: 5
Coding region: 58-432 (124 amino acids)
Biological process (GO): response to oxidative stress
Source: RefSeq, a predicted model, not a curated record
GCUCGACAACGUCAACUGUUGAACGGAAGCAACGAACCACAACGCUAUACGGCCGCAAUGGCGAUCACACCCACUCAAUUUGCGGUCAAGACGCGGCAGUCGACCAAUUGGGCCGACGGGCAGAGGAGAGUCCUCGCAGCAUAUCGAGAAUGGAUCCGAGCCGCACCCGAGAUGCAGACGAUGUACUCGAUUCCCCUCCCCGUCUCCGCCAUCCGCACGCGGAUACGACAAGAAUUCGAGAGGUACAGAUACGUCAACAAGCUGUCGGUUGUUGAUGUUCUCCUUUUCCAGGGCCACGCCGAUUAUCAGGAAACGAUGAACUAUUGGCGCCAGACCAACCAUAUCAUGUCGUAUUUCAAGGAAGAGACCUUUAGGGGCGCUAAGAGGCUACCGUCCAACUUCAUGACUGGGUUCUUGGAGGGUCGCAACUAAAAUGGGGAUAUCGAGGCCUGUUGAGCCACAAUUGUACAUAGGCUAUCAAAACCUCCAAAUGCAAGCCCUUGGCCAUUCU